AAUUAUACAGUUACAGUUAUUCAGUAACUCUAUAGACUCACGAACACGAACUUUUAUUUUGAUAACCGGAAGUCUACAUUUGUUAGCAUUGCUUCCUUAACGGAGCUCAUUUCUGGUCUAUAAAACCCAAAGGAAAUUAGAUAAAGAAAGUAGAUUCAGUUGAACAUAAAGCAGUCGAUGCGUUUACGUAGACCAGUGUAGCAACUCGCAACCCACAAGGAGGAUCACAAGGGGAGCAACCACAGAACGUGAAAAGGGAAAAGAGUGCACGAGUUGUUUCUGUCUAGUUGUCGACCUGUUAUUUUGGGCCCUCGUCUCUCUCAGGCCACAUCCGCUCUCACCAGGAGGGUUGUGGCAGCCAUGUUGCCUGUGCUGGUGGUUCAUGGAGGAGCGGGUACUAUCCCGAAGGAGCUUGCUGAGAUGUAUUCUGAGGGGGUACGGGUAGCAGUGAGGGCUGGUUUCGCCAUCCUGCAGGAGGGCAGGAGUGCUAUGGACGCUGUGGUGGAGGCGGUGACUCUGUUGGAGAACAACCCCGUGUACAACGCAGGCUGUGGCUCUGUGCUGAACGAGCACGGGAACGUGGAGAUGGACGCCCUGGUGAUGGACGGACGCACGCUGGCCAAUGGAGCCGUGUCAGCCGUCAGGAGGAUCGCCAACGCCGCACAGCUGGCCAGACUAGUCAUGGAGAAGACCAGCCAUGUAUGUCUGACUGGUGAAGGAGCCUCUAAGUUUGCCCGGGCCAUGGGAGUACCAGAGGUGCCGGAGGAGUCUCUGAUCACUGACAGAUACAGGAAGCGCUGGGAGGAGAAACUGGCCCCUGGCGCUAACCCGGUGGAAAGCCAGACGGGUUCGAAGGGCACAGUGGGCGCUGUGGCUGUUGACUCCGAGGGGAACGUGGCCUGUGCCACCUCCACAGGGGGCAUACAGAACAAGAUGGAGGGCCGUGUGGGGGACAGCGCCUGUGUGGGGAGUGGCGGCUACGCGGAUAAUCGGGUGGGAGCAGUGUCCCCAACAGGGGACGGAGAGGCCAUCAUGACGGUGACCCUGUCCCGGCUGAUCCUCUUCCACAUGGAGCAAGGGAAGUCUGCCCAGGAGGCGUCAGACGAGGCCCUGGCCUACAUGUGGGAGAAGGCGCAAGGGCUGGGCGGAGUGGUGGUGGUAGACCCCCGAGGCGGGUGGGCGGCCCGGUUUAACGAUAUGCAGAUGGUGUGGGCCGCAGCCCAGGGCCAGCAGCUGCACUACGGACUGUACAGGGGAGAGGACUUCAUUCAGCCGCUGCAGGACCCGGACUCAGCCGGCACCCAAGACCACCACCAGCACUGAUAACACACCUAUAUACAGUGGCUUCAGAAAGUAUUCAGACCGCUUCAUGUUUGGCACAAUUUAUUGUGUUGUAGAUCUACAGGGGGCGGACUGUAGCAUAGUGGUUAAGGUAAAUGACUGGGACACCGAAGUUCGGUGGUUCCAAUCCCAGUGUAGCCACAAUAAGAUCCGCACAGCCGUUGGGCCCUUGAGCAAGGCCCUUAACCCUGCAUUGCUCCAGGGGAGGAUUGUCUCCUGCUUAGUCUAAUCAACUGUACGUCGCUCUGGAUAAGAGCGUCUGCCAAAUGCCAAUAAUGUAAUGUAAUGUAAUCUAAUUUUAAAUGGAUGAAAUUGCCGCUUUUGCCCAUCAAUCUACACAUAAUGACAAAGUGAAAGCAUGUUUUUAGAAAUGUUCAUUUUAACCUCUACAUUUUGCUCUUGCCAUCACUCUGAUACUAGUCAGUCUUUGUCUCAUCUGUUCAGAACUCUGCAGGCUAUUUUAGGUAUGUCUUAGCGAGCUGUAAUCUGGCCAUCCUCUUUUUGCAAUUUACUGAGUACAUUUGAAACUGAGUUUCAAAUAGUUUAUUUUUGAAAGUCUAUUGUUUAGCCUGUCAGUGUUAUUUUUUGUUUUUUUCUUUCUUAUUUGGUUUACUUCAUAAUGGCUUCCUUGACUGUCAUUGGCACAACUCAGGGCCUCAUGUUGACAAACGGCAAUAACAGACUAUAAAGGCAAUCAAAAGCCGUCUUAUACCUGAACUAAGGAAGCAAUUGAUCUGACUGUUCAGAAGCAGCUGAGAAGCCAACCAUCCAUUUACUUUUGGUGCUGGACUACAGAGCCAAAAGACCAUAAAUUGGACCAACUGCCCAAAUGCAUACGGACUGCACUGUAUGUUACAGCAGAAUGCUGUCUGUAGAUUACAGAUCUGAUUUCAACACAAUUAUUCCUGCUAAACUUUUCAUGAAAUGAAGAGUGUGAAGAGAAAAAUUCUGUGUAACUGGAUUCUAGAUUUUUUAACUGGUAGAAUACAAGUUGGCAAACCAUUAAAUUAUUUUCCAUCCACACUCCUUAACCCUGCUUACCCGGUUGUGUUUAUUUUAUAUUAUCUCAAAAUAAGCCAUGUGAACAGCCGCUGUUCCAUGAAUUCUCUGACAAAUUUGUCUUUAUUUGAUUGAGAGUCACUUGUUGAAGUUUACACAAUUUGAGUAAAGACAUAUUUUUCAUUACUACCCCAAGUUUACAUCGACAGCGUAAUUUUUCACCCGGACUGAAUUCCAGUGGAAAUUGAUGCACUCUCAAGUGUUGUGUCUUUCUGUCUUUCUCAAUGUACCUAAGAAUUUAGCCAAUGUUGUUCAAAUGUACUAUAUAUGUCUAGACAUUAUUACUAUUGUUAUCACAUUGUACCUACUUUUGGUAAUGAUUGAGAUUUUACAUGCAUUACCCAUUGAAAUAAAAAAUGUGUCAGAAAGA
Molecule: messenger RNA, 2770 nt
Organism: Conger conger (European conger)
Lineage: Eukaryota; Metazoa; Chordata; Actinopteri; Anguilliformes; Congridae
Product: isoaspartyl peptidase/L-asparaginase-like
Exons: 7
Coding region: 361-1323 (320 amino acids)
Molecular function (GO): asparaginase activity
Source: RefSeq, a predicted model, not a curated record